Messenger RNA from Eupeodes corollae, 4785 nucleotides. RefSeq names its product chitin synthase chs-2 (gene Chs2). Gene Ontology annotation, cellular component: cell septum; cell periphery. The transcript has 16 exons. The record is from RefSeq and is a predicted model, not a curated record. Gene Ontology annotation, molecular function: chitin synthase activity. NCBI's taxonomy places the organism in Eukaryota, Metazoa, Arthropoda, Insecta, Diptera, Syrphidae. Bases 247 to 4689 code for a protein of 1480 amino acids.
UCAUCGUCGUUCGAUUGUUUGCCACCUUGAAAAAUAAUGUUAUCAUCAAUUUAUCGAUCGAUAUUUAUCUUCUGAUGAACAUACUAACCACUAUCAAGUUGAUUUUCAUCAGUUGAUUGUAGUCUUCCAUUGUGUGACUUCUUUUUUCAAAACAUCAGUAAAAAUAUUUUAAAUUUCUUAAGGCUGAAAACAAAAAUCAGAAUCAUACUAAACAGAAGUUGAAAAUCGAUUUUUAAAAAAUACAAAAUGGACACCUUCGAUUACGACGAAGAUGACAUUUAUCUUAGAAAACGGAAACAAAAGGAAAAACCCCCAUUGUGGGACUCAUUUCAGGACCCUCCCCCAAAGAAGGCCACCGGUUCAGCUGCCAGUUGGAAUAAACUAACACUUUUGCUCCAGGUCUUCAAGGUUCUCGUUUAUAUCCUGGUGUUUGGUAUCGUUUUAGGCUCAGCUGUAAUAUCUAAGCUCAGUUAUUUGCUGAUGGUGGCACAAAUUCCUCCCGGCUCGAAAGUGAAAUAUUGUGAUAUCAGACAUCCGAAAAGAGAACUCUAUGCACGAAUACCCGAUAAACAGCAAAUCGCCUGGAUUUGGGCAUUGAUAUUGGCUUUUUCUGCACCGGAAGUGUUUACGUUUUUCCGUUCGUUGAGAAUUUGCGUGUUUAAAGAUGUAAAAGCACCAACAUGGCUGGAAGUGUAUUUGGUAGUUGGAAUGGAGGUGCUGCAUGUUGUUGGCUUGGCGGUGUUUACAUUCGUUGCACUUCCGGCAAUGGAUUCCUGCAAAGCUCUGAUGGUAACUAAUGCUGUUUGUUUAGUUCCUGCAAUAUUGUGCUUCCUCUCCGGACCAAAGUGCUACUGGAAAUCCAUAAUUAAAUCAUCCCUUAGCCUUCUAGCACUAUUCUGUCAGGUAACAGCCCUCAUAAUCUGGCCAGCAAUUGACAACAAAUUAGCCAUUCAAAUCCUUUCGCUGCCACUGCUGCUUAUCUCGUUUCGCUGGUGGGAGAAUUACAUCGACCGUUUUUCAUUCAUAGCUUAUCUGACAAAAACCAUUCGAAGGACGAAAUCUCGCUACAAUACGUACUUGUUCCUGUCCCCGCUUAAAUGUGUCCUCUUCGCGAUGAGUGCUUUUGUCCUUGAUGGACGCAAAUUUACAACAUAUUUCACGGAAUUCCUCACCGGUUGGAAACUGCAUGAUAUAUCCAUCAAUCAGAGCUCUCCCAUUUACUCGGAUGUACAUGGCCGUACAUCCAACUCAACGUCGCCGCCGGAAACUAUAUCAGAAGCAGCAACAUCAUUGACAAUGGUAUCGACACAAAUGAUUCCGUCGUUGCCGUCAGCGUCGUCGGGUUCAUUGUUGGAAGAUGAAUUUGUUGUUCAGUCAAACCCUUACGUAAUCGUUUACACGCUUCUGAUUCAGAUUGUUUCGUCAUAUCUUUGUUAUAUAUUCGCCAAGUUUGCGUGCAAAGUUAAAAUUCAGGAAUUUAGCUUCUCCUUGUCGGUGAGCGUUGUGGGGCCGGUGUCCUUGGCCGUUCUUGUGAUUGUUGCCAGUGCCAGGGAAGCCGAUGUGUGUGCAUUUCAUGACUUUGUUCCUGACUACGUGGCAUUUCGGAGUCUUCCUAUUUAUCGGUUUAGUGACUACUUGCAGCAGGACUUUGUUUGGUUGGGUCUGCUAUGGUGGGCUUCUCAGCUCUGGGUAACUUAUCACAUUUGGUAUCCGAGGAACGAUAAGAAUGCACCAACCGAGAAAUUAUUUGUAUGUCCAUGGUAUUGCGGUUUUCUGGUCGAGCAGUGUAUAACGAUGAAUCGUCGAAGAGUCGAUUGGAACGAGGAGGGUGUUACGUUGAAGAAUGAUACAUUUACACCAGUUGCACCUGUGAAUAUUGAUUCGGAUAUCUUGCCAGAAGACACAAUACCACAACUUAUUAUUUGUGCAACAAUGUGGCAUGAGACACAAGAAGAAAUGAUGGAGUUCCUCAAGUCGAUUGUACGUUUGGAUGAGGAUCAAUGUGCUCAUAGAAUGGCAAAAAUUCACAUUAACAAGGGCAAAGAGGAUGACGAAUAUUAUGAACUAGAAACCAACAUCUUCUUCGAUGACGCCUUCGAGCUAGAAUCGAAAUUCUGCCAGGACCCGAAGAAUCCGCCCCUUAAUGAAUUCGUUAAACUCCUCAUCGAGUCCAUCGAGCAGGCCUGCUACGAAGUGUACGGUGUCCAAAUGAAACUCAAACCACCGAUGAAAAUUGAAACGCCCUACGGCGGUCGUUUGGUCUGGACUCUGCCUGGCCGUACCCAAAUGAUUGCCCAUCUGAAGAACAAGGACAAAAUAAGGCACAAGAAACGAUGGUCACAGGUCAUGUACAUGUAUUAUUUGUUAGGCUUUCGCAUAAUGGAACUGGAGAAUGCCUCCCCCAGACGAAAGACCGUCAUUGCUGAGAACACAUUCAUAUUGGCCUUAGACGGUGACAUCGACUUCCAGCCACAGGCAGUGCAGCUGCUUAUCGAUCGAAUGAAGGCCAUUGAUGAAUUGGGUGCUGCCUGUGGUCGCAUCCAUCCAGUUGGCCGUGGUCCAAUGGUUUGGUAUCAGAAAUUCGAGUAUGCCAUCGGGCAUUGGUUGCAAAAGUCAACAGAGCACGUUAUCGGCUGCGUCCUCUGUAGUCCGGGUUGUUUUAGUCUCUUCCGUGGCAGCGCCCUAAUGGAGAAUAGUGUGAUGAAAAAGUACACAACCGUAUCGCAGGAGCCAAUGCACUAUGUUCAAUACGAUCAAGGGGAAGAUCGCUGGCUCUGCACUUUGAUUCUUAAGCAGGGAAUGCGAGUUGAGUAUUCAGCCGCUUCGGAUGCCUACACCCAUUCGCCAGAGAAUUUCAAUGAAUUUUAUAAUCAACGUCGACGUUGGGUGCCCUCGACCAUUGCCAAUAUUUAUGACUUGCUGUCUGAUGCGGAUAUGGUGGUGAAGAACAAUAGCAGCAUUUCAAUGCCUUAUAUUGGGUAUCAGUUUAUGUUGUUGGUCGGGACGGUUCUGGGGCCGGGAACGAUUUUUCUAAUGAUGAUUGGUGCGUUAGUUUCGGUGUUUAGCAUCGAUAUUUGGACGGCAUUUUUGUGGAAUUUCUUCCCUUUGCUUAUAUUCGUAUUGGCUUGUUUGUAUCUGAAGCAGAAGUUCCAGUUACUGAUAGCCUUCGUUGUUAGCACAGUUUAUUGCUUGGUCAUGAUGGCAGUCCUCAUCGGAAUCAUCAUACAAAUGCUAGAGGAUGGUAUCUUUUCUCCAGCUACAUUGUUCUUUAUAAUUGUUGCUGGCCAGAUAGUUAUAGCCGGCUUGAUGCAUCCUCAAGAGGCUGGUGCUUUAUGGUGUGGGUUCAUCUAUUACAUCACAAUACCAUCGAUGUACAUGUUACUUCUUAUUUAUUCGAUUUUCAAUAUGAACGAUGUUUCCUGGGGAACACGGGAGAAAAAACCUGAAAACGAUGGGCAGGCCAAGCCAGAUGAAACAAAAAAGUCCAACGAUGCUAAAAUGAAUAAAUUUCAACAAAUGUUCGCAUUCCUUAAAUCACCCAACCAAGAGGAAGGAUCCUUCGAUUUUUCAUGUGCAGGAUUGUUUCGUUGCAUGUUCUGUACGCAUCCUAAAUCGAAUGCUGUGGAAAAUCAACUUAUGGUUGUUAUAUCCAAUCUGGCAGAGUUGAAUAGUAAAAUCGAUGUUUUGGAAGAAAAAGUUGUAAAGGAAUCCAUCAACAUUGAUGAUAAGGUUAUGGAGAAAACUCAGCAGGCAGAAGCGAUUCCUUCAUCGGAUCAAAAUAGCGACAUCGAACUUGACUUGGACUACAUGCCCGGCUGGGUCAAUGACCCCCUCCUAGUGGACUCACCUAUCGGUGAAAUACCUCUGCAGGAAAAACGUUUUUGGCGUGAACUAAUCAAGAACUAUCUCAAACCAAUGUUUCAUACCAAAGAAAAGAAGAACCAAAUUGCUGAAAGUUUAAGAGAAUUACGAAAUAUGUUUGCUUUUGCUUUUGUCAUGAUCAAUUCAUUGUUUGUCUUGAUCGUUACACUUCUGCAAUUGAAGAAGGAAUAUCUUCACGUUCAAUGGCCUGUUAGCCCCAAGGAUUUCAUAACCUACGAUGAAAAUCAUUUACAAGUCUACGUCUAUCGCCAAUAUCAGGAAUUAGACCCGAUUGGUUUGUGUUUCGUGGUGUUCUUUGGGAUAAUAUUGAUUAUUCAAUUUAUUGCAAUGUUCUUCCAUCGAUUUGCAACUGUUUCACAAUUAUUGGCAGCAACGAGGGUGGAUUGGUUCAUAAGGUCUUCGAAAUCGGAAGAUGAUGCAUUACAGGAAAUUCGAGGUAAUGCUGUAAAUAUUGCGAGACAGUUACAGCGUCCCAAGCAGAUGGAUGACGAGGAUGGAGAAAAUGAGAAUGCCGAUGAUAAUGACGAGGAAGAAGGCAUGUCGCGGAGACAGACUAUUUUCAAGUUACAUGAGAAUCGGGAAAAGGCCCAACAGGACUACAGCGAUCUGGUGCGGAAUUUCGAGAAUAGAUUUUAUGGAGAAGAUGAACUUAAAGUAAAGAAUAUAUCAAUGAGUCGAAAAUCAAUAAUGCUCCUUAACGAGACAAGAGAUGAAGCCAAACGGAGGAAGACCGAACAAAUGAAACGAAGUCAAAUUUUCAACAUCAACGGAGGAUAUGAUAAUGAAGCUUUUGAAACAACAUUCUAGUUGUCAUUCAAAAAGCACAAAAUCAAUUAUUUGGAUUAAGCUAAAAACCUUACACGUUUACAUAAUAAAUAUAAAAUUUUAAUUCAAAGAAUAAUC